This is a messenger RNA of Erythranthe guttata (spotted monkey flower), 604 nucleotides long. RefSeq names its product histone H3.2. The record is from RefSeq and is a predicted model, not a curated record. Gene Ontology annotation, cellular component: nucleosome. Gene Ontology annotation, molecular function: structural constituent of chromatin; protein heterodimerization activity; DNA binding. NCBI's taxonomy places the organism in Eukaryota, Viridiplantae, Streptophyta, Magnoliopsida, Lamiales, Phrymaceae.
AUUCCUCUUCAAUUCACACACUCACUCAAAAUCAAAUUCCCUCUUCCCACUCUGCAAUUUCAAAAACCCUAGAAUCAGCAAAAUUCAAAAAAAAAAAAUGGCACGUACCAAGCAAACAGCGCGCAAGUCCACCGGAGGCAAGGCGCCACGUAAGCAACUCGCAACUAAAGCCGCCAGGAAAUCCGCCCCGGCCACCGGCGGCGUGAAGAAGCCCCACCGUUUCCGCCCAGGAACAGUCGCCCUCCGUGAGAUCAGAAAGUACCAGAAGUCAACCGAACUCCUCAUCCGUAAGCUGCCAUUCCAGAGGCUCGUACGUGAGAUCGCUCAGGAUUUCAAAACAGAUCUGAGGUUUCAGAGCUCCGCCGUGGCGGCGCUUCAGGAGGCGGCGGAGGCUUAUCUGGUUGGACUCUUUGAAGACACUAAUCUCUGCGCUAUUCAUGCUAAGAGAGUCACAAUCAUGCCGAAGGAUAUACAGCUGGCAAGGAGGAUUAGGGGUGAAAGGGCGUAGAUUUAGGGCUUUCUAUUGGCUUGUACUACUCUGUUCAAUUAUAUUGUAAUUUGGUAUGAAUGUUUUUUAAUGAAAUGCUAAUUAAUUUCAAUUCAA